AUGUGCAAGAGGGAAGGGCACUUACAACGAGAUUGUCCGAACCCCGGAUUAACAAGCGAAGAAGGCCGAGAGGAGCCGAUCGGUAAGCAGGGAACCUUAGAUACUCGGGAGCGAAGUCAGAACGACAAAAGGGAGCCGAUGCGAACCGUCGUCAAGACAACCAGCCACAUAGCUGACAACCAGGCUGGACUUGAGCUGCAGAAACGGACCGCUACCAAGACAACGAGACGAACAGCUGACAACCAAGAGGCUACCGAAUUACAGACCCUUUCACAAGAUGAAACGUCGGGCAACACACAGUCAAAGAUUACCCAAUUCAUUCGUAGCGAGCGUCUUAAACAAGCAGACCGGGAUCGAGGUCACACGGAAACCAGCGCUGACGAAUCGAGUGAUGGUGAUAGUCUAGAAGUCGAGACGGAUGAUUGUCCAGAAUCGGAAGUAUCGAUAGAGUCACCCGAGUUGCCGAAGACCAGAUCUCAACUCGCAGCGAAGAAACCAGCUAAGAAAAGAAAACUAAAGGAGAAGAAAUCAAAGAAAAAGUGA
Lytechinus variegatus (green sea urchin) is the source of this 543-nucleotide messenger RNA. RefSeq lists its product as uncharacterized. The record is from RefSeq and is a predicted model, not a curated record. Bases 1 to 543 code for a protein of 180 amino acids. The transcript has a single exon. NCBI's taxonomy places the organism in Eukaryota, Metazoa, Echinodermata, Echinoidea, Temnopleuroida, Toxopneustidae.